Messenger RNA from Pseudovirgaria hyperparasitica, 1442 nucleotides. Its product is annotated as MFS general substrate transporter. The coding region runs from base 1 to 1365 and encodes 454 amino acids. The record is from RefSeq and is a predicted model, not a curated record. Gene Ontology annotation, biological process: transmembrane transport. NCBI's taxonomy places the organism in Eukaryota, Fungi, Ascomycota, Dothideomycetes, Acrospermales, Acrospermaceae. The transcript has 7 exons. Gene Ontology annotation, molecular function: transmembrane transporter activity.
AUGGAGCACGAAAAGCGUGCUGGAGAAAUAUCUCAGCCAAGCACCUCCUGCACAGAGGCGCCCUACUCGAAGGAAGCAGCCUCGCCUCCAAAAACAGUAUCAAGACAUUCUGAUGAGAAACUAGAACCGACAAUCAAUCCCCUCAAUUGGUCGUUGAUAAAAAGAUGGUCGUUAGUGGUCUCUAUAGCUCUGUCGAAUUGCAUUGCAUCCAUGGCAUUUACGGCUUUUGAACCGGCGAUGCCAGUCGUGAUGACUGAGUUCCAUUCCCAGUCCUCUGCUGUGGAGUCCCUUGUGGUCUCGAUAUACAUGAUGGGCUAUAUCGUUGGUCCGCUUCUUGUUGCCCCCGUCUCAGAGCUCUAUGGGCGUGCGAUAGUCUUGCGUGUGGGCUUACCGCUGCUCCUUGUUUCGUUAGCUAGUAGUAGUGCAAGCACUUGUAUCGCUAUGUUUGUUGUCUUUAGAGCCAUCGGUGGCUUUGGACAGAUUGCUUUGCUGUUGAUGGCCAAUGUGUUUGUGGCAGACUUGAUUUCCGUCGAGCAACGUGGAUUAGGAAUGUCAGUCAUUCUCAUGGGACCUGGAAUGCGUUUCCAUAUGAAUGCUGUAACUUUUGCUAAUGUCGGCACAGGUCCAAUCACGAGUGACUAUAUCGCUGAGCAUGUCGAAUGGAGGUGGAUGUUCUGGAUAUGCCUGAUGGCUGCUGGCACGUUUGGUGCGCUGAUAAUCGUGCUGUAUCGCGAAUCAUGCGGAACGAUAGUGAAAGCAAAAUGGCUGGCUGAAAAACAUAUGCCAUACGAAAAAAUCAAUAUCAUCAGACCAUCUCCGGCUAAGAAGAAAGCAGAGCUUCGCACUGUCUUCCAAGAUGCAUAUGGCUUUACUGCAUCACAAAGCGGACUGGCCUAUCUGGGCAUAGCUGUCGGUCUUGUGUUUAGCGAAGUGACUGCAGGAUACUUCUCUGGCCGGUUCGUCCGAGUCAUGAUGUCCAAGAACGGCAGAGAGUCGAAACCCGAGCAUCGUCUGCCAUUGCUGCUCGUCGGAGGUGCAGUGCUGCCAGCUGGAUUUCUCAUCUAUGGCUGGACAGUCGAAUAUCGGACUUAUUUCAUUCUGCCAAUCAUUGGAAGCGCACUGAUCGCCAUGGGGGUCAUGUACAACUACAUGCCGUCACAAAUGUAUCUGGUUGACUGCUUUGCAGUUCAUCCGGUCAGUGCCACCGGAGCCGCGAGUGUCGUUCGGUCAAUCGUCAGUGCUGUCCUGCCUCUAGCUGCGAACCCAAUUUUGCUUGCUUUCAUUGCUUUGCUCAAUGUACCGACAGCGGUGAUAUUGCUACGAUACGGGGAGAUGACACGCACACGCUUUGAGGUUAAGUUGUAAGUCGUUACGGGAAUAGAGUGCUGACCUGUGUGGACGAACGCGAUGUAUCAAUCGACUUGCCUGAGCACAGUCAUGUA